CACACCACCUUCAGGACACCUGACCCUCUGCAGCCCAGGGCGCGGCUGACUUCGGAUUUUGUGGUGGUGGCCACCACUGCUAAGGCUGCCCGCCUCCUUCGGUUCCAGCCACCGCUCUCUCUCAGCAAGCAGGAUGCUCUGCGCUCCGUCCACUACAAUAGUGCCACCAAAGUGAUCCUGGCCUGCAAACAACGUUUCUGGGAAAGAGAUGGCAUUUCCAGCGGCAAAUCUAGCACCGACCGGCCUUCCCGUUUCAUCUACUAUCCCAACCACAUCUUCCCCAAUGGUGCAGGGGUCGUCCUGGCAUCUUACACCCUGGAUGAUGACUCCAUGUUCUUCACAGCCCUGGACCACACUCGGGUAGUGGAUAUUGUUCUGGAUGACCUAGCUGCUAUUCACAAUCGUCACAAAGAAGAACUCCGUGCUCUCUGUCCUUACUCCACAAUCAAGAACUGGAGCCAAGAUCCUUAUUCCAUGGGUGGCUUUGCCUUCUUCACCCCCUACCAAUAUGUGGACUAUGCCCAGGAACUCAGCCAGCCGGAAGGGCAGGUCUACUUUGCAGGUGAGCACACAGCUCUGCCCCAUGGCUGGAUUGACACUGCUAUCAAAACAGGACUCAGGGUGGCAAAGAACAUUCAGGAAUCUGUGGACUUGGCUUUGACAAGGAAACCCAGAAAUACAAAAGAAUACUUCUCCAAAAGUGAACUGUAAUCAGCUAUAUGCCCCCAGGAACUUGAGAGAUUCCAAACAAGUUUGUCCAUCAGGAAACAAUGCAAAACCUACUCUCACCCAUCUUUGCCUUGGCUCAGAAACUUGACCUGAGGCCUAUGACCGGAGCCCCAAGGUAACAGACUGCCUGUGACCUUGGGUUUAUGACAGGAGCUCAGCAAGAACUUGUGGCAUAGAGAUUAUAAACAAUAAAGUUGAAUUCAACUAUCA
Grammomys surdaster is the source of this 939-nucleotide messenger RNA. Its product is annotated as L-amino-acid oxidase-like. The record is from RefSeq and is a predicted model, not a curated record. Gene Ontology annotation, biological process: amino acid catabolic process. The transcript has a single exon. The annotation marks the transcript as partial. NCBI's taxonomy places the organism in Eukaryota, Metazoa, Chordata, Mammalia, Rodentia, Muridae. Gene Ontology annotation, molecular function: polyamine oxidase activity; L-amino-acid oxidase activity.